UCUCAAAAAUCCAUGGAGGUUUAAACCCCAACCCUAUAUUCCUUCUCUCUCUCUCUCUCUCUCUCUCUCUCCCUCUCCCUCUCCCUCUUUCUCUGUGUCUCUCUCUUUUGCUCCUUCACAAGUACAUAUCAGAAAAGGUCCUCUCAAAGCUAGCGUUCUGCACAUUGCUCUUGCCCCUUUCUUCCGGCUUCUUAUGGUGCAUGCUUUUUCAGAUUCCCUUUUCUUUGAAGUAGAGAUGAGAUCCGUUGAGGAUAAAGGGUGUUUGAGUUAUGGACAGAGGCAAGAUUCCGGCGGCGGGGGAAAUAUGGGGUUUGAGUUUCAGAAAGGAAUCGCCGCCGCCGCCGCCGGCGGCGGCGGCGGCGGGAAUCGCCAUUCUCAUCCUCGGGCGACGUCGGGGAAACCCACUCCCUCGAAGUGGGAUGAUGCGCAGAAAUGGCUGGUGAAUCUGUCGCGCGGCGGCGGUGGCGGCGGGGAGAGGGGACAGCCGAGGGCGAGCCCGCGGAACUCGAACGCCGAUGACCGGCGAUUGAUCGCUCCGGUGCCCAAGCACGAGGACUACACCAGCGAGGAGGACGAGCUGCCGGCCGGGCACGAUGGCCUCGCCGGCGACGUUGAAACGAAGAAAGUCGAAUGCGUUGAUUCGAUUUGGAGGAUCAAUAAACCGGCGAACGGGGGCGGCUCUGUUAACUCCGCCGCCGUUAGGUCCAUCUGCGUGAGAGAUAUGGGGACUGAAAUGACUCCCAUUGCGAGCCAGGAGCCCUCCCGAACCGCCACUCCGAUCAGAGCCACCACUCCGGCCGCCAGAAGCCCCAUUUCCUCCGGAUCUUCAACUCCGGUCAGGUGCCAAAACGGAGUAGCGCAGGCUCUAGAAAACGGCCACAUUCCCGGAGAAAACAGAGGUGAUAUUGGCAGAGGCGUUUCCGCCGCACUUCCCACCCGGUUCGGCCGAGCAGAUUCCGGCGACACCGCCAUUAAUGACAGCCACACAGCUGCAAAUAAGAAGCUCACCGCACUCGAAACUCGCGCAGCAGCCUGGGAUGAAGCUGAACGUGCAAAAUACACUGCCAGGUAUAAGCGUGAAGAGGUAAAGAUACAAGCGUGGGAGAAUCGGGAGAAAAGAAAAGCUGAAAUGGAAAUGCGACGAAAGGAGGUGAAAGCGGAAAGCAUGAAAGCUCGGGCGCAAGAAAAGUAUACGAACAAAGUGGCGGCAACGAGGAGGAUAGCAGAGGAGAAAAGGGCAAACGCAGAGGCAAAGCUAAACGAGAGUGCGGCAAAGACGUCAGAGAAGGCGGAUUACAUUCGCCGCACCGGUCAUCUUCCUUCUUCCUUCUCCUUCUCCUUCAAGUUGCGAAGCCCAUCUUUCUGCUGGUAGCUAUUUAAUAUGUAUCUUCUGUAACACAUACAUACAUAUAUAUAUGUUAUGCAGUAGGUUGUGGCACACCAUUUUGGACCGUUUUGAAGCCAUAAGAUAUCUGCAGAUUUCUUUCCUUGUGUUACAAUUUGUUUAUUAUGAUCAUCACACUAAGUCCGGCUUAGUUGGGGUCUGGCAAAGUGGCAAUUACAUUUUGAUAAAAAAA
Molecule: messenger RNA, 1577 nt
Organism: Ipomoea nil (Japanese morning glory)
Lineage: Eukaryota; Viridiplantae; Streptophyta; Magnoliopsida; Solanales; Convolvulaceae
Exons: 4
Coding region: 194-1372 (392 amino acids)
Source: RefSeq, a predicted model, not a curated record